AUGACGUUGUACACCGUCACCAUUCACCCAGUACGAUUGUUCGCCCCCUUUUGUCGGCAAGGGUGUAUCUAUGUCAUGCUUAUUUCGCGAAAGGGAGUGGAAAUCACGUCUAAUCCUUCCGUAUGCUCCACGGUCGGCGAGGUGGAAUUCAGUAAGGCUGAGGAAAUAAACUCUGCGCGUAGCUUUCAAGUUUCCUUUGAUUCCCCAAAAGACCGUCGCAUGAUUGACUUUUCCGUGUACGACAUCACCAACCGCAGACAUACCUCAAAACUAACGGGAUUUGAGAUACCGCUGGCAGGUAUGUGCAGCAUCCUUGCGGGGGAAUCCAUGUGCGAGAAGAAGAGUAUCUCGUUUAGGAUUGAUGGCAAACCGGGGCGUCUGGAGGUCGUAUUUCGCAUGCACCCCGCCUCCGCCCCACCGCCGCCACUGAAGACGGCUUCAGCAGGAGGUGCGAACGAUUCGGCAGCGGCGAGUGGAAAAGGUGGUGAGACACAAUCGUCUAAGCCAUCGGGACGGCUUCCGGUCCGCGCGGUGGAGGCCCUCACAAAGGCUGGCAUCUUCCCCAGCGAAACGGAGGUGGUGGAGAUGGACAAUGAUCUGGCGCAGGAGAUCGCCGCCCGCACCGCCCUGCUCUUUCCAGAGGAAAGAGACCUGCAGGAAAAGGUCCGAACGCUGGAGCGGGAGAUUGCGCAGCUGGAGUAUGACACCCAGUACGCGGCGAAGGACAAAGUGAUCUCCGGCUCAGCCGCCCUCACCGCCCUCCGCGACGAGUUAAAGCACUGGCAGAACAUUUCAGAUGAAAUUGACGCAAAGUCUGCCCACGAGGCCGGCAUUGCCCCCAUUCUCCCCGCCGUUCGUACGGCCCCUACAAUUCAAACCAAAGCCCUUAUUGCCGAGGUGGAGGACCAGUUGGCCGCGGCACAGGCCAAGAUGCGUAAGUUGGAGGCACUUCAAAUUCAUCGCGAUGUCUCGAAUGACGUCAUUCCGCUCCUGGACGAAAUUGAGAACCUGGAAGCCGUGCUGAUAGAUCUGAAGAAAAACACGGAGGAGGGAGGUCUAGAAAAAAAGCAAGACAGCGGAACCGAGAAAUACGUAGACCAGUGGGAGCAGCUUGCCGGAAUGCUUUACGAUAAGGAGUCUGUGGUGGAGCAGCUUAAGCACACCGUGCUAGCACUAAACCGGCUGCAAUUUGAGCCAUAUCCCGCCGGUAUCGAGGCAGGAUUUGCAGAAGAGGCACCGAAGGAGCUACCAUUUAUCCGUGACAAUAAACGCCGCAUGGUGGCUGAACAAAGUCUGGAUGCGGCACUAUUCGGAAAAGAUAGCCCUCCAAGGAAAACGCCGCAGUUGCCUGCUGCUAACAGUGGCAGACAUGUAGAUUUGUUAGAUGACCUUUUCGGCGGCCCACCGCCACCUCAGUCACCCACCGCACAACCGUCGGAACAGGCAGCAUUGAAAACGACUGGCGCUGAACUACUUUCCGUGCAGCCGUCUCAGGACCCUGUGGAGACAUACCACCCACCCGUGGCGGCAACGGUGGUCCCUGUAUGGGCACAACCUCCACAACCACCGUCAGAGCAGCAGCAGCAACAAGAACAGCGAGAACAGCAAUCAGCGCCGGAGCCCCUGACCUUGGAAUCAGCAGCGGCAAGCAAUGUGAUGAACACGGAGAAGGUUCCAGGCUUCGAAAACAAGCAGUCGGCCCCAUCAUCACCUUCAGCUACAGGAUCAACGAAACAAAUUGUGCAAACAGGUGGACCACAAAACGGGGGCACAUCUGCAUCAGCUGAUAUUUCGGCGACACCGGCAGCCACGGUGUCAGGCGAGCAAUGGCCGAUCCCUCAGCGUUCUGGAGAAGGCGACCUGCCAGCACUUGCUGCAUCGCCACUCAAAUCCCAGCCACAACAAACCGCAUCAGAGCCAUACUCACCGGUUCAGCAAGCACAGGGACAGAGUGCACAACAAAGUCUUCAGAAUUAUGCUUCUCAGCAGGCACAGGGACAGAGUGCACAACAAAGUCUUCAGAAUUAUGCUUCUCAGCAGGCACAGGGACAGAGUGCACAACAAAGUCCUCAGAACUAUGCUUCACUGCAAGCACAGGGACAGAGUGCACAACAACAUCCUCAGAAUUAUACUUCACUGCAGGCACAGGGACAGAGUGCACAACAAAGUCCUCAGAACUAUACUUCACUGCAGGCACAGGGACAGAGUGCACAACAAAGUCCUCAGAAUUAUGCUUCUCAGCAGGCACAGGGACAGAGUGCACAACAAAGUCCUCAGAACUGUGCUUCACUGCAAGCACAGGGACAGAGUGCACAACAACAUCCUCAGAAUUAUGCUUCUCUGCAAGUUGGGCAGCCUCAACAGCAGGUGGCUCCAUCAGAAGCCCCUGUUCCUCCUUUUGUGCGUCGUCCGGCUACAUUAGAAGAAAUUCCCUACACUAAUUUUUACAAUAUUCCUUUGAUGGGUCGCGCGUGUCCUUUGGAUAUAUACUUGGAUGGGAAAACUCCCACGCGCGGUACGGAGUUAAGUAUAUUGAACAACUCCGAUUACGAUUUUAUUAUUGGCGGUGUGGAACUCAAACAAGAGGACAUGCUCUCACCAUCUCCUGACAGCACGCGCACGGUGCCUACACGUCGAUGGCCGCAGCAGUUGUGCGUUCCGGGUGGUGGAAGUCGCGCCACUUGUAUAAUUGCAUUGCAUCCAAGCUUUCCACGGGCUUCUUCUCUCCUUAUGUUAGUAGUAGUUUACAUAUUUUCUAAUGGCCGUUACACCCCAUACGCAGCUCGGUUUGCUGUUUAG
Messenger RNA from Trypanosoma cruzi, 2799 nucleotides. RefSeq lists its product as uncharacterized. NCBI's taxonomy places the organism in Eukaryota, Euglenozoa, Kinetoplastea, Trypanosomatida, Trypanosomatidae. The record is from RefSeq and is a predicted model, not a curated record. Bases 1 to 2799 code for a protein of 932 amino acids. The transcript has a single exon.